AUGGGGAGAGCUCUGACUUCCGCUCGACAUUCUCGCCAGGAGAGCGCCACACGCCGAGGAAGCCGCCGGAACGCAAAGGUAUAAACCCAAUCUUCAUAGUGAAUCUUUAGGCGCAGGCCCUAACUGAGCUUUCAUAUCGAAAUUGAUUCUUGCAAGAUUAUCAUAUCUUCGACUGGAGCUAGAAGUUCUCAAAUAGUCAAGAACACUCAAGUAUUUUCUAUAGAAAUGACACAAGACCAAGGUCGGGCUCAAUUAAAAAAAUUGAUAGUUCUCGUGUCAAAGAAAUGCUAGUUUGAAAAAUAUAUAUUUCGGAAUGAAGCUUCAGGUAUAAGACUAUCAGGAAGAUUCCUUAAAAGUAAAUUAAGCGAGCUUAUAGAAGAUUCCUAAUUCUGACUAGGGAACUACUCGGACUCGGGUACGCGUUUCGAGUUGAAACUUUGGUGGCUUAUAGACCCGGGUAAGAGUACUUGGGAACGAGAGAGAUUAUCUAGACCCUUUAGGAUUCUGAGAAAAAGCUUUUUGAAAAUGAACAGUUUAGACUUGAAAAUUAUCGAAUUUUUGCCUUUCUCCUUCUUUUGGGUGGAAAAAAAAAAGUUUUUUAGAGUUUAUCAUAGCCGGAUCACUCAAGGCAAUUGUAUUAAAAUAUAAAAUUGCAGUAUUUUGAAAAUUAUCAGGCCUGAUUUUCACAUUUUCUACUAUUUUUUUCUCAGUUCUCCAUCGGGGUUAGCAGCUAUUCUCUCUUGUUUUCAAGUACUCGUACUAGAUCUUUAAACCACUAAAGUUUGAACUCGAUCCGCGAUCACGAGUUCGCGUAGUUCCCUAGUGAGAGAAAAUUUGUGGCGUCCAACAAUUUUUUGUAUUAAACAUGAACGUUCAGAGAAUUGCGAGACUUCGUUCAUUGAUGGAAAAAAUGGAUGAUAUUCGAAAGGAGAAAGCAGGAAGACGAACAAGGUUUUUUCUAAUUGAAUCAAUUCAAUCUAAAGCGAAUUUUUCAGGGAACCGAAUUCCUCGACGAAACACCCAGGAGGUAAAAGAAAUACUGUUUGCAUUCUUGAUCCUAUUAAAUAUACGGACUUUAGAACUGACAAUAAAUAGGCUUACCAGGGAACGUUUUUUACCCCCCGGCUAAACUUUUGCUGAAACUUUGCUAAAGUGUACUUUAGGACCCUCUGAUUGCAGAUCAAGAAAAAAAAUUUCUCGCAAUAGAUCUUGUUUCCGAGUUAUGGAGCUUCAAAGUGUGCGAAAUACGCAAAUUAAGCCAAAAAAGCGCUAUUUCGGGCUUUUGAAGUGUCCUAACUCGAAAACGAGGACUAUUGCGAGAAAUUUUCUUUCUGUUCUGGAAUUCAGGGGGUCCUAAAGUACACUUCAGCAAAGUUUCAGCAAAAGUUCAACCGGGGGGUAAAAAACGUUCCCUAGUUAGUAAAACUAACGAAUAACUUUCAGCGAACAGAAAAAGCGCCAAUGAAAAGAAGAACCCAACCAAUGAUUCGCCGAUUCGAAACCGCCCGGUCAGUUUCAGUUUUUUCCAGGACCAGUAUGAAGACUUGUUUUCAGGAUAUCGUCUACACUGACCACAUUCAGUUCGUCUUCCACUCCAUCUACAAUUAUUAUUUUUUAUCAUAA
Molecule: messenger RNA, 1623 nt
Organism: Caenorhabditis auriculariae
Lineage: Eukaryota; Metazoa; Nematoda; Chromadorea; Rhabditida; Rhabditidae
Source: the annotation of a GenBank genome assembly